AGUGUUUAUGCCAGCCGUACUCUCUCUCAUUUCUCUCUGCACUCUCAUUCUCUCUGCACUCUCUCUCUCGUUUCUCUCUGCAGUCUCUCUCUCUCGUUUCUCUCUGCGGUAUAUUUACAUACAUAUAUUUUAUUUUUUUAUUUGCCUAGCUUUGCAAUCUCACAUCACUGGAAAUGACGACUAUUGAACAAGGAAAGAGGUGUCCUCUUUGUGCUGAGGAGAUGGACUUCACGGAUCAGCAGCUAAAGCCGUGCGAAUGUGGUUAUCAGGUGUGUGUUUGGUGUUGGAACCAAAUAAUGAACAUGGCUGAGAAAGAUGGGACAGAGGGGCGAUGUCCUGCUUGCCGGACACCUUAUGACAAGGACAAAAUUGCUGGGAUGGAAGCAAACUUUGAAAGAGUUGAGGCCAAUACAAAUCGAAAACAUAAAUCACUAAAGGGAAAGUCAAAAACAAAUGAAGGGAAGAAGGACCUAUCUACUGCCAGGGUGAUUCAGCGUAAAAUGGCAUAUGUGAUUGGACUCCCCCUUAGUCUCGCUGAUGUAGAUUGCUUAAUGCGCAAGGAAUUCUUUGGUCAAUAUGGUAAGAUUUGUAAGAUUUCCCUAUCUCGGAGGGCAAGCGGAGCAAUCCACCAAUAUGUUAAUGACAGUUGUAGCGUAUAUAUUACUUUCUCAAAGGAGGAGGAAGCUGUGCGGUGCAUUCAAUCUGUACAUGGAUUUGUGCUGGAUGGCAGAUUUUUAAGAGCUUCUUUUGGAACUGCAAAGUACUGCCAUGCAUGGUUGAGAAAUAUGCCUUGCAACAAUUCAGCAUGCUUAUACUUGCAUACUCUUGGUGCUGAAGAAGAUACUUUUGGUAGGGAUGAAGUAGCUGCUGUUCAUACAAGGAGUAGGGUCCAACAAAUUGUUGGUGUAACGCAUAAUUUGCAUAGGCGUUCCGGAAGUGUUUUACCUCCUCCAGAAGAUGAACCUUUUACUUACAGUAGUGCUUCUGCUGAGGAGCCAACUGUGGAAAGUGAUGAAAAGGAAAUAUCUGGGGAUGUGGAAAUUUGCAGUGGACACUUGACUGAUUCACAUUUAUCUAAAGAUAAAGAUGAACACAAUGGAGCACCUAACAAAGGUACAGCUUUCGUGGAAGUUGUUGGAAGGCCAUCCAGUUCCAGUAUAGAAAAGGAGGGAAAUGUGGCUGAAGAUAGAGUGGUUGCAAACUUAAGCUUAGAGUUGUCUUCCGUAGAAAUUCACGAAGACAGUCAUGUUGAGGCUGCAUAUUCAGAUCCAAUGAUACAUGCCGCUGGACUCACAAGUAAAAAAGAUAUGAAGGAGCCAUAUGGUGAACCUUCAAUUAGUUGCGGCUUAGGAGGUAAAGGAACUUUAAAUCGUGCAUGUAUAAGAGAGAACUCUGGACCGCAGUCAAAAGGUGACAAAAUGAAAGAAGUUGUAAGUUUUGGUCAGGAAAUUCCAUUAUAUCCUCCAUCUUAUCCUUUAAAGGCUUCAGAAUUUUCUAGUAACCAUAUUGGGCAACAUGGACAAUCUUCUAAUGCAAGUGACUAUAGUGCCAACCUCAACACUGUGCAUGGUAACAAGGAUGCAAAUUUGGUGUUUACAUGCACAAACUCAUUGACUGAUGGAUACAAUGAGAAUAUAUUUCAAAGUUCUGCUAAAUCAGAUAGGAUAUAUAGAAGCUCUAAAUCAUUUUCCAAUGAAGAAAUAGUGGAGCAUUUGAGAAGAAUAGAUGACGUCGAAAGAAUUGUUGGUCAGAAUUCUACAAUAGAUGAUGCAGAGAGGAAUAUACUUUCAAAUAUCAUGUCAAUGAGUGUAAUUGCUGAUGAUCUGGCGACCUUGCAUCCUAGUAUCGUUGGAUCGUUUAAUCACCCUGACAGGCGGCAAGGCUCUUCAUUGAACCUUUAUAACAAUGACCAAUCAAUGUUCUCAUUUGGAAACCAAGAGGACUUUGCCAAUCAAAUCCCUGGUCUGGGAUCAUCUUUCACUGAUGGUGGUCAGGACUCGAUAAAAUUUCCAUUGCCUCGGGGUUUAGAGGAAAGCAAGGACCGCUACUUAUGUAAGCCUCAGUAUCUUUCAGCAUCCAGUGUCGAAGUACCAACUCCCCAAGGAUUCCCCAUGCCAGCGCAAGACGUACCAGGGUUUCGUGCAUGUGAGAGAAGGGAUCAGGUUUUCCAUGCCAACUCUGGGAGUCUCAUGUCCAGGACGAAUUCUUUCUCAAAUAAUCAUCACCAAACACCAAUAGGACGCAGCAACAACACCAGUGAUGUUGGUAUAAUUGAUCAGGCCAUGAUGUCUGUUGGUAGAGGUAAUCCACCAUAUGGUGGAUCAAGCAACUCAGGUUUUGAUACAAGGCCAAAUCAUGCUUCACCAUCAAGUGGUGUUGAUGACGAGGCAAGAGUUUGGCUUCUGAAUCUUUUGAUGCAACAAUCUACUCCUGCAAAUCAGGAUCUGGAACAUCCACAUACUUACAUGCAACAGGCUCCAGCUGCAUAUCAAGCACCAAGAUAUGUUGGUCAAAUUGGAGAUCGCUGUUCUUGGAAUGACAUGUUCCAACAAACUGGUCAGAUUCAGCAGUCAACUAAUACAUCAUCCUACACCCCAUCACAGCAAGAACCCGACCAUGGCAUGUACUCGAAUAGCUAUCAGCCAGCUGUGGAUGGGAUGCGAUUAAGAAAUGAACCGGGUAUGGCAGAAGUAAUGAGCAAUGAGAGAUCAGGUUUUAACAGGUACUGUUCAGGUUAUGGAGAUCAUAUUUUCCAGCCCAGUUCAGGAGAUCGUUAUCCCAGAGUAUUUGGGAUGUAAGUCUCUUCUCACUUGUCACUGGGAAGGAUCCUUCCGGAUGAUGGUACUAUGCGCAAUGUGGUUGGAGCGAAAGUAAAAUAUUAUGGUUGUUGCCCUUGAAACUUUUUUUUUUUUUGGAUUUUGAACUUAGUAUUACAUAUCAGAAAAUUUCUCAUAGGUCCUUUGCUUAAUAUUGUUGUACAAUUUUGGAAGGUUUUUUUUUUAUAAUUAUAAUUAUGUUUUAGGUUGUAGAGUA
This is a messenger RNA of Daucus carota subsp. sativus, 3033 nucleotides long. RefSeq lists its product as uncharacterized. The transcript is spliced from 12 exons. Gene Ontology annotation, molecular function: RNA binding; ubiquitin-protein transferase activity. The record is from RefSeq and is a predicted model, not a curated record. NCBI's taxonomy places the organism in Eukaryota, Viridiplantae, Streptophyta, Magnoliopsida, Apiales, Apiaceae. Gene Ontology annotation, biological process: protein ubiquitination. Gene Ontology annotation, cellular component: CCR4-NOT complex. Bases 174 to 2798 code for a protein of 874 amino acids.